Messenger RNA from Xenopus laevis (African clawed frog), 697 nucleotides. RefSeq names its product mitochondrial ribosomal protein L30 S homeolog (gene mrpl30.S). Gene Ontology annotation, biological process: translation. The record is from RefSeq and is a predicted model, not a curated record. Lineage: Eukaryota; Metazoa; Chordata; Amphibia; Anura; Pipidae. Gene Ontology annotation, molecular function: structural constituent of ribosome. Gene Ontology annotation, cellular component: mitochondrion; large ribosomal subunit. The transcript is spliced from 6 exons. The coding region runs from base 160 to 648 and encodes 162 amino acids.
GUACUAACAAACCACUCUAAUACCGAGCUGCAACCUUUCAACUUUUUUUUUUAAUGGUGACGUAUAUACUACGCGUCCAGUCUUAUUGUCGCCAUUACCUUCCGCCUGAAUAGCUGUCAGGACUAGGAGGGCACAAGUGUGGCUGUACGGAAAAUAGUAAUGGCUGGACUGUGCAGAAAAAUUGUGCAAAAGAAUACAUUUCAAUCAAAGAAUUGGUCUGAGCAUCCUGUCUUGUCAUUAACAUGGAGUUGUUGGAUCCGCAAUAAAUUCACAAAGUCACGGAUUCCAGAUGAAGUUCUUCAGCCUCAGCCUGGGGAUCAUGAAAAAUAUGGAGGAGAUUCUCAGCAACCACACAAGUUGCAUCUUGUCACUAGAAUAAGAUCUGGAGUUGGUCGGCCAUACUGGGAGAAGGAAACCCUGGAACAUCUUGGCUUGCAAAAGGCUCACAAGACAGUGGUACACAAGAAUAUUCCUGCAGUCAAUGCGAAGCUUAAAACAAUCAAACAUUUAGUCAGGGUUCAACCUCUGAAACUGCCACAUGGAAUACCUUCAGAAGAAGAUAUUUCUGAUACAUUUCUGAAGAGUUCGGGGGAGCUUGUGAUUCGUAAAAGACUGCAGCCAACUGAGACAAAAUUAGUUGAAUCAUAGUGUGAAACAUGUCCCUGGAUUUUGUUAAAUAAAGUGUUUUUGUACACCA